CUGUAUUUAACAUUUUUGCCAUUUAAUUAACGAAUUCCUUUUUGUUAGAACUUUGAUCACUCGUACACUACUACCACAACGGAGGGAGUGAGUUCCGGUCGGAUUUACAAAGAUAUUCCUGAAGCAGUUCGACUCCUGAAACAGGGCGGUUAUGCUUUCCAUUGUGAAUUGACUGAGGCAUUUCAGGAGAUAGCUGACCAUUUUGAUACAAGAGAGAUUUGCGAAUUACGCACGGUAAGUAUGGCUCUAAAUCUUAUAUCUUUAUCAUUUUUUUAAAUUAUUUUUUCUUGUUUUAUUUCAUACUUUCGAUACAACUACGCAUGGUCGAAAUUACUAAGAUGGAAGGACUGUACAGUGAGCUUCGUUUGAUGAGCUUCGUAUUACCGAAGAAAAGCAUGUACACGGAGCAGUUCAAAUUAACUCUUACUAGAGCAACAGAGUUGGGAAUAAUAAGACGGCUGUUGAAAACGUACAACUACGAUAUGCCAUCGUGUCAGGAAGGAUCUUUAGUACAUCCAGUUGUUUUAAGAGGUGUCGUAAUGCCAUUCAUGGUACUUGCUGGAGGGUUUGCUAGUUCGUUUGUGAUACUCUUACUGGAAAAGAUCACACACUCAUAUGCAAAAAAGAAUAGACGUUUGUUAUAAAUUAGCAAGAAUUUGAUGUAAAGUAUGCACUUAGUUCAUUAUCACAUCACUACGAGCGGGAGAUUUUCCACCCAUGACACUAAACCACUUCAACUGAUGUGUAAUCGAGGCCCCAAAAACCAGUUGCUGUGUGUUAAAUCCGUUCCGCAUUUAAAACUAGUUCAAAGUCUGCAAUCGUAAAAACUAGGCCCAAUCACACACUAUCAUUGUACUCUCGAUCCGGCACGGUUCACUUUGUGCAUCGGGAAGCAGAUGACCAUCCAGACCUCGUCUGGAUCCACAUCAUCAUGGAUUGGCUGGAACGGGCCCAGGGUGCAUUAAACGGUGGUGGCAUCCGUCCGUUUGCUAAUUUCGUUGCUUUCCUCCUGACACGACACAUACACCAAAGGACAAUAAAAUCUGUCAGCUAACGGUUCUGGCGACCAGCUGGUAGCCGUCAUCACGCUCCCACCACACGUUACGUUUACAAACGAUCGACCGGACGCAACCCUCGCGAGUAACACUCGCGCAAAUAUCACGUUGGUUGUUAGCAAAUAUCACACGCGUUCGAGAGAAACACGUUACCAUGUCGUAAAAAAUAUAUAAAAUCGUUGCCGGCAUACAAGCUUGUACGAGACACAAAAUAUGUUUAAAAACGUUUAGAUGAUAUGUUAAAUGGUUACGCGCGCAGCACGUUAAUGGCGACUUUCACAGACUUUGCAAUAGAAAUGUUAAGUAAAUUAUUUGACUGGUCUGGUUGUUCAAUAAAGUGUGUGUGCAAUGAGCAAUGCAAGGGGAGCCCUGUCAAGCACGGUCAAUCAAAACACUUGCCAGCACUUCACCACCGCACCC
This is a messenger RNA of Anopheles funestus (African malaria mosquito), 1475 nucleotides long. RefSeq lists its product as uncharacterized. The record is from RefSeq and is a predicted model, not a curated record. Lineage: Eukaryota; Metazoa; Arthropoda; Insecta; Diptera; Culicidae. The transcript has 3 exons. The coding region runs from base 321 to 644 and encodes 107 amino acids.